CACAUCAUAAGAGAAAGAAAGAAGUGUCAACAGAGUUUUUAAAAGUAGACACACAUAGAUAUAAUUGUUUUGUUUGAAAUUUGUGUCAUCGAUAACAUUUAGACACUUAGAAAACGAUAGUUGCGGUUGAUUUGAUUUAUCUGGUUGAAAACUAUUAUCAUACAGACAAUACGAUAUGGAUUCAAAUAAAAGUGACACAAUUCAAACAAAAGAGCAGCUUGCAUCGCAUUAUGCGUUGCAUGUUGCAUUACAAACGAUGAAAGAACGAUGUAUGGCUCUCCAGCAACGGCUCACCAUUGUUGAAUCGGAAAAUUUGGCAUUACGAAAAAGAUACGGACAAGAUCAACCAAAUCAUAGUCAAAAUACAGACGAUCGCACCGAAAUUGAAGUGCUACGAGAACAAGUCGGUGAAUUGACGCGUCAAAAAUUUCAAUUAACCGAACACAUUGGCAUGGUUGCAUUGGAAAAUCGUCAAUUAUGGUUGCGUCUAUCAAAAUUGACCAAAGAUAAUCAGACGCUUGGCAAUUCAUUGAAUAAAAUAAAAACGACAUUAUCCGAAGGAGCGACCGGACAUCAGAAUUUAAUUCGAUCGAAAACAUUUACGCAAAACUCACCGAAUCCAAUUCUACGGCAAAAGUUAAUGCAAGAUGGUAAUGCACAUGAUAAUGGCAAAGAAAUGGAUGACGUCAGUUUGGAAGAGAUUUCACUAAAAGACUAUGCCGAUCAACCGAAUCUAAAUAUACAUGGUGGCAGUGCGAGCAGUCGCGAUUCAGCUAUACCAUCACAAUCAACAUCUGAACUAUCGACACGAAUCGUUACCGCCAAUUCAAUGGGUUUUGGCUAUUUGAAUGAUGAAAGUAUUAACACCAUUUUGAGCAAUGAUACGAAAAAAUGUAUGGAAAAUAUGCUGGAAAUUAAGAAGGAGCUAUUGCGACAACAAAGUGAUUUAAAAGUUGCAUUGAGCGGACUUCGGCAAAGAAGAGUGUUGGAGCUGUGUUUAAAUUGUAAAAAUCAAUCAACGAAAAAAGCAAAUAUGGCCGACAAAAAUUUCGGCACCGAUGAAAUAGCGCCGGAAUUCAAUAAAGAACAUAUCGACGAACCGCUCACGUAUCGUCGCCGUCAAUCAUCCGAAAAUGAUGCAGAAAUUACGGAAAUUAUUGGUGACAAUGCUGCAUUUAUACCAAUUAAACCCGAUCAAAGCAAUGCCAUCGACAUUACGCAACAGAAGAAGAUGGCCGAUUGUGUGGAUAAAAUGUGCCCGAUGUGCGGACUAGUUUAUUCAAAUGUAGCAUCGUUUGAAGUAUUCCAAGAUCAUGUUGAAUCCCAUUUCAUUGAUGAUACCGAUUUAGAUUUAAGUGUUGAAAGGAAUUUUGAAUUUGUUUCGAAUACGGUCGGACAAUUUUGACGGCAACUAUAAAAUCUUCAUCGUCUCUCAACUAUUUUUUUUCUUCAAUUGUGAUUUUCAUCAUAUAUAUAUAUUUUUACGUAAAAAAAUCUUAUUUAUGGGGUCGGUUUCCUAGUAAAUUAAAACGUACUGGUUCCAUUUAGUUGUUAAUCAAACGAUAUUCUUUUACACAGAAUUGAAAACGAAUUCUUAUGAAAAAAUAGAAAAUUAAAAAAAAUAAAAAUGAAAUAUUAUUCCUACAGUUCUAUUUUCAGCCAAAAUUAUUCAUUUCGAUGUAAUGAAGCAGUUGAAAUUAGGCUCGUAAACUAUUAUAGUGUGUAAUAAGUAUUUAUAAUUAUGUAGACAGCAACAAGAGUAA
Contarinia nasturtii (swede midge) is the source of this 1763-nucleotide messenger RNA. RefSeq names its product protein spindle-F (gene spn-F). Bases 176 to 1405 code for a protein of 409 amino acids. Lineage: Eukaryota; Metazoa; Arthropoda; Insecta; Diptera; Cecidomyiidae. The transcript has 4 exons. The record is from RefSeq and is a predicted model, not a curated record.